GAUAAAACAUAAUAGGAGAAGCUUGGACUUGCUUUGCCUUUCUUUUUUUGGCCCUUUAGUGACUCCUCAGCCACUGACUCUUUUUCCUGUGUCGGUUUUUGAUUCUUCUGGCUGCAGAGAGAGGAGACACAAUGUUAACCCUCGUUGUGUUCUUGCUUUGUACAGCCUCAUGUGUCUCAGCUUCAGCCAAAGGUGGUGCUGCUGCUGGACCCCGGCUGAACAACAACCAGCUGUACAAAUUCAGCUACACCACCGAGGUGCUGGUGGAUAAGACUAGGGGGUCAAAAGAGGGCAGUGCUGGCUACAGGAUCUCCAGCGAUGUGGACGUCAACCUAGUUUGGAGAGAUCCCAGCAGCAAAGAUGAACAACUGAUUCAGCUGGUGAUCUCAAAUGUGAGGCUCAACCCUGCGUCCCGGCGAUCAGAGAAGAAGAACGUCCUCCAUGGAUCCACAGCAGAAAGCGUUUUGGGGAAGACUAAAUUAGCAGCUCUGACAAAACCUUUCUUACUGCAUCUGAGAAAUGGAAAGGCAAAAGCAUUUUAUUCCUACUGGGCCGAACCUGCAACCAUCAAGAACCUUAAAAGAGGGCUGGCCAGCUUACUGCAAGUACAGCUCAAAACUGGGAAGGUUAUAGAGAAUGAUGUGUCUGGAAGGUGCACAGUUGAGUACAAGGCGGUCAAAGGUCAAGUGACAAGAACCAAAAUCCUGGAGACCUGUAAGACAGCAGAGACCGGAUUCACCACACACAGUCAGGUUAUGGGUGUGAGUAAGAAGUCCAGUUCUGUUACAGUGUUCACACUCGAAGAUGGUUUCAUCCGCUCGGCCGUGGCUGACGAAACACACUCACUGGCUGUCAACACCCACAGAUCUACUGCAGCCAAAGUCGUGUCCAAGCAAACCCUCACAUUGGUAGGGACAGAGGCUGGACCGCUGGAAGUUGCUGGGAAAGAUGUGGCUGGUGUUGUCAAGUCAAUCGAUGCCAAACUGGCUGCUGUUGGUAUUGUGGCGGAGAAGGUCAAAUCCCAGUGCAAGGGCUGUCCAUCACUUUUUGAACAUUGGCAGACUCAACAGAAGCUGCUGGAGCCAGCAAGCCUGUCCAAAGCCACGGCUCCUCGCAGCUUCCUGGCCCUCAUCCAGGGCAUUAGGAAGGCGUCCAAGGACGAGAUCCUCAAAGUGCUGAAGAGUGCCAGCAAGACAUCUCUACCUCAGGUGGUGGAUGCUGUGACCUCCUCCCAGACCACUGCAUCUCUGGAUGCCAUGCUUGAAUUUCUUAACUUCACCGACACCAAAGGUUUGGUUCUGCAGGAGAGAUUUCUCUAUGCAUGCGGCUUUGCUUCACAUCCCAAUGAGAGGAUGCUCCAGGCUCUGCUGGAUAUUUCAAAUGGAAAGAUUGGCAGCACUGACAUCAAAGAGUCAGUAGUGAUCAUUAUGGGAGCCCUGGUCCAUAAGCUUUGUCAGAAAGGAGGGUGCAACUUACCGACAGUGGUGCAGGUGAAGAAGCUGCUUCUUGACGGUCCUGAAAGCACACAGGUAGAGUCCGAGGUCCAGAUGUAUCUUCUGGCUCUGAAGAACUCUAUGCUUCCGGAGGCUAUUCCCAUCUUCACCAAAUAUGCAGAGUCAGAAUUGGGAGCUUACAGCACCAUCGCCCUCACUUCUCUGCAGAGAUACGAUGUCAAACUCAUGACCAAUGAGGUGAAGCAGACAGUGAACAGGGUUUACCACCAGAAUCGAAGGAUCUAUGAGAAAAAUGUGAGAGCUGCUGCUGCUGACGUCAUCCUCAGUAGCAACCCGUCAUACAUGGAAGUCAAGAAUCUGCUUCUGUCUAUUGGAAAUCUGCCUCAUGAAAUGAACAAGUACAUGCUAUCUAAGAUCCAGGAUAUCCUCCACUUCCAGUUGCCUGCCAGCAAAGUUAUACAACAAGCUAUGAGGGACAUGAUUUCCCAUAACUACGAUCGUUUUGCAAAGGUUGGGUCAUCGUCUGCAUUCUCGGGAUUCAUGGCACAAUCUGCUGAUGUGACGUCCACAUACAGUUUGGACAUCCUGUAUUCAGGCUCUGGGAUCCUGAGGAGAAGCAACAUGAAUAUGUAUGGUGCUAGUAAAGGAGCAACGCUACAUGGGCUACAGGUGGCAAUUGAGGCCCAGGGUCUGGAGUCACUGAUAGCUGCCACACCAGACCAGGGAGAGGAAGACCUGGAGUCGUUUGCUGGAAUGUCAGCUCUGCUGUUCGGCGUCCAGCUGCGGCCCGUCACCUUCUUCAAGGGUUACAGUGACCUCAUGUCCAAAAUGUUCUCCAUGAGCGGAGAGCCUAUGAAUGUAGUGAAGGGUCUCAUCCUGUUGACUGAUCAUUCUGAGGUGAUCCAGCUGCAGUCCGGUCUGAAGGCGAGUGCAGAGUUCCAAGGAGGCUUAGCCAUUGACAUCUCUGGAGGCAUGGAGAUCAGUCUGUGGUACAGGGAGUCCAAGACCAGCGUCAACAACAGGGGAGCGUUAGUGGUCACUGGCAACGUUACAGUGGACAUGGACUUUAUGAGAGCGGGUGUGGAGGUCAGCUUCGAAACAGAGGCAUCGCUGGACUUCAUCACUACUGUCCAGUUUUCUAAAUAUCCUUUCCUGGUGUGCAUGCAGAUGGACAAAACUACCUUCCCCGUCAGUGAAUACCUGACCAAGUAUGAGAGCUUAUCAUCAGGGAAGAGCGUUGUGUCGCAUAAGAGCAAGAAGCAGCUCGUCCCUGGGUCUGAAUUCCCACUUCACCAGGAGAACUCAAACAUGUGCAAGAAGGUGUUUGACUCCAGCUGGUAGAAGAGAUACAGAGAACUAUCCAGGAACAAGAUGUCAUUCUUAUGGGCAGAGUAUUGUCACUCAAAGAAGGUUUAUUGCAUUCAGGGACAGCUAUCACACCUCAGCCUCAUGCAGUGAAAGACUGUAAGACAGAGAAGUGGUGAACAACACAUGCAAUGUUUACAUUCCUGUGAGUAUUUAAGUCAUUUUAAUUUGACAUUUUGUUUUGAAAUCAUCUUGAAUUGUCUUUUUAUGGAUUUCUUUCAAAUGUAUUUAUGAUAGGCACACACAGGAUGUAUGUUUUAUUUUGAUGGGUAAUACUCAGCAUGAAUAGUACCACUGUAAUUUUUCCCAGCAGAGUUACAGUAAAGAUUAACAUGUAAAUAUCACGCUGGAAACAGUGGGUUAACUUUCCGCAUGAACAGAAACGCUCCUUUCUGUCAACAUUCCUUUGUUUUUUAAUUAGAUGUGUUUACUAAGGAGGAGCAAUUUAUUGUUUUGUGUCACUGUAUCACUGUUCACACACUUGAAAUAACUUAUUUAGCAUAGUAUGAUCAAUUAAUUAAAUUCUUUUAUAAUCACGUUGGUCAUUUCUAAUUGUCUCUAUGGAUAGGAUGUGUGUGCAUUGUCUUUACUUUGUACUCGCAAGAUUUGAGGUGAAAAUUUAAUGUCCAAAAAUUAAUCCAUCAACACUUGAAUAUAUUUUUUGUACAUUGCUGUAAUUGCUCUGUUUGUCUAAAAACAUUUGGGUAGUUUUGAGACUACUGAGCUACUCUCAACUUGUGUUUCUAUAUGAAGGAAAUCAGUUUGUUAGAUCUGCAAUUGGCUGACAAUAAAUGUGC
Morone saxatilis (striped sea-bass) is the source of this 3616-nucleotide messenger RNA. It is a transcript of the gene mttp, whose product is annotated as microsomal triglyceride transfer protein. Gene Ontology annotation, molecular function: lipid binding. NCBI's taxonomy places the organism in Eukaryota, Metazoa, Chordata, Actinopteri, Moronidae. The transcript has 18 exons. The record is from RefSeq and is a predicted model, not a curated record. The coding region runs from base 132 to 2795 and encodes 887 amino acids. Gene Ontology annotation, biological process: lipid transport; cholesterol homeostasis; lipoprotein metabolic process. Gene Ontology annotation, cellular component: Golgi apparatus; basolateral plasma membrane; endoplasmic reticulum.